UAAAGAUAGUUAAUAUAUAUAUCACAUGGUAAGAAGUUCGGUCCUCGAUAUUGGUCAUUAUGUCAACGUAACGGUAUCACAUCAGCUCGCUAGUUUACGGUCAAGGCUCGUAUGUGCAAAACAACACUUGUCCUGAUAUCGUGGAACAGAUUAGACGUCCCUCAAGAAAUUCAAUUUGACCAUAUUAAAUAAAUAUUUUUUCGUAAAGUAGUCGGAAAAAUGAUUAAUCUAAAAAAGACUGUAAUUAUAUUAAUAGUUGCAUCAUUUUUUAAUGCACUGAAUGCAGAACUCGAUGAUGAUUAUAUUACCAUAGAAAGUGAAGAUAAUAACGAAAUUGAAUUUAAAUCUAAAUUAGAUAUCAAUCCAAGGAAAGGAAAAAUCCUUUGGCCUUAUCCUGUGAACUAUAUGUCGGAAGAUGAAACAAAUGAGAAAAAUAAUUCUAGUCAGCACGCAGAUGAUAAUAAAAAACGGGAACAGAGAUUCUUGAGAUUUUCUUACCCUCAAAGUCCUAUCGUUGACCUGAUGAUGCAGACGGUUGGGAUCAAUUAUUCCCCUCACACCAACGACCCUUUCGAAUUUCUUCGGGACUCGUAUCCAUUACCUAAAGGUUACAGCCAACCGCUAGAUGAAUACGAUUACAUAAUAGUGGGAGCUGGUGCAGCAGGUUCGGUGCUCGCCUCUCGUCUAACUGAGGAUAAACCCAGAGCUAUGGUGCUUGUUUUGGAAGCUGGAAAACCUGAAAUGUUGCUCUCUGAUAUUCCAGCAUUAGCGCUUUAUUUACAACGUACCGAUUAUACUUGGCAGUAUUCUAUGGAACACCAACCUGGCGUUUGUUUGGGUAGCGAAGAGCAGCGGUGUUUCUGGCCACGCGGCAAAGCUGUAGGCGGUACUAGUGUUACUAACCUAAUGUUGUAUACCCGAGGACGUCCGCAAGACUGGGACAGAAUUGCAGCUGAUGGAAACUAUGGCUGGUCAUACAACGAUGUUUUAUAUUAUUAUAAAAAAUCUGAAAGAGCUGAACUGAAAAAGUAUAAAAAUGCUGAGUAUCGUGGUCGCGAAGGUGAAUUGACAGUCGAGAAUAUUCCAUUUAAAACUGGGCUUGUAGAGGCAUUUUUACAAUCUGGAAGAGAUUUUGGUCAUCCUACUGUAGACUAUAAUGCUCCUGAUCAAUUUGGUUUCGGUUAUGCUCAAACAACGACAAAUAAAGGGCACAGAUUAAGUUCAGCAAAAGCAUUUCUUCAUCCACAUAAAAGGAGAAGAAAUUUACACAUCCUUUCAGAAACCAGAGCUACAAAAGUUUUAAUUGAACCUCAAACAAAAAGGGCAUAUGCUGUAGAAUAUAUUCGAAAUGGUAUUAAAUAUACGGCGCGUUGUCGAAGAGAAGUCGUGUUAUCCGCAGGACCGAUAGCCUCGCCGCAAUUACUAAUUUUAUCUGGUGUGGGACCUAGAGAACAUUUGGAAAAUUUAGGUAUUCCAGUAGUUGCUGAUCUAAAAGUUGGAAGAACCCUUUAUGACCAUAUUGCCUUCCCAGGAGUUAUUUUCAAAUUAAAUACUACAAAUGCGAGCCUUCUAGAACCUAAAGUUGCUACUCUGCCAAAUUUAAUGCAAUGGCUUCAAUUUGGUGAUGGACUUUUAACCACUCCUGGUCUGAUUGAAGCUUUAGGUUACAUAAAAACGUCACAAUCUGAAGAUGUAGAACUUGUUCCGGAUAUUGCGUUGGUAAGCAUGGGUGGUUCUAUAACUGCAGAUGCAGGAGGCGCUACCAGAAAAGCUUGGAGAAUUUCAGAUAAGACUUAUUAUACUGCUUUCGGACCUUUAAGUGGAUCUGAUACAUGGUCGGCUGUUCCUUUACUCUUACAACCAAAAUCUAAAGGAUAUCUUGAGCUUAGAGACAACAAUCCGUACUCUUAUCCAAAAUUAUAUGGCAAUUAUUUAACAGAUCCAAAAGACAUGGCAACUUUGAAAGAGGCUGUUAAAUAUAUUAUUAGGCUAGGAGAAUCUGAAGCUUUUAAGAAAUAUAAUCCUAAGCUGUUUUUACCUGAGUAUCCUACGUGUAAAAAUCAUGCACCAGGAUCAGAUUCAUAUUGGGAAUGCGCUAUAAGGACAAUGUUAAUUACAGUGCAUCAUCAAAUAGCAACUUGUAAAAUGGGCCCAGCAAGUGAUCCUUAUGCAGUCGUAGAUCCUGAAUUAAGAGUAUACGGAAUAGGUGGAUUGAGAGUGGUAGAUUCUAGUAUUAUUCCUAGACCAACCAGUGCGCAUACUAAUGCACCAGCUAUAAUGAUAGGAGAAAAAGGGGCAGACUUGAUUAAAAAUACAUGGUUAAAUGUAGUAUCAUAAAAUAGUGAUAAUAUUAGUAGAAUUAUGUAAAUUUAUAAUGUAUAAUAAUAGUAUAUUAAAAGUAUUAUAAAAAAUAUUGUAAUUGUAUGACAUUCACGGUUAAUUAUUUCGAUUUUUACAGCAGAAAAAAACCUAAAGAGUUAAUAAUC
Messenger RNA from Galleria mellonella (greater wax moth), 2486 nucleotides. Its product is annotated as glucose dehydrogenase [FAD, quinone]-like. NCBI's taxonomy places the organism in Eukaryota, Metazoa, Arthropoda, Insecta, Lepidoptera, Pyralidae. The record is from RefSeq and is a predicted model, not a curated record. The coding region runs from base 220 to 2337 and encodes 705 amino acids. The transcript has 6 exons. Gene Ontology annotation, molecular function: oxidoreductase activity, acting on CH-OH group of donors; flavin adenine dinucleotide binding.